This is a messenger RNA of Epinephelus moara (kelp grouper), 1842 nucleotides long. RefSeq lists its product as uncharacterized. The record is from RefSeq and is a predicted model, not a curated record. The coding region runs from base 226 to 1842 and encodes 538 amino acids. Lineage: Eukaryota; Metazoa; Chordata; Actinopteri; Perciformes; Serranidae. The transcript has 3 exons.
UACUCUGCUGCACGUAGCUUCACCUGAGCUCUGUCAUUGGGUGGAGAGAAAACACCGACUCUCUUGCUCUCCACCCAGAAACGUUUAUUUCUUGGUGUUGUAUUAUGUGGUCUUCAGAGAGUAGUAACUGUUCGUUUUAUUUUGUAUGCUUUCAGAACCACAAGGUCGCUCUCUUCAGUUCCCUGGCUGUAGCCUAUAUCUUCAUCCAACCUGAACAGGUAUCGGAUGUGGAAAUGCAAAGACUGCAGCCUGUCAUUUUCAGAACGAUCUGAGCUACUAAAACAUUACCGCAUUGACCAUCGGUUUCACAGUAGGCGCUGUCCUUACCCAUGCAUCCAUGCAAAUUGCCCCUGUUCGUCCAAGACAUGUAAUGGUCUACAAAAACAUCUUACAAGGAAUCAUCCUUCUCAGGAGUCCACACAAAAGGUCUCUUCAUUCAAGUGCUACAUUUGUGACAAUAAUCAGCUUUCUACGGAGUAUGAUUUUUUUCUUCAUAUCAAUCAACAUUUGAAAAAAAAUGAACAAGUCUCUUGUAUGUUUGAUGGUUGUUCAUACAAAACAAACAUAUACAGCAGUUUCCGGACCCAUAAAUGGAGAAAACAUCAGUCAUGCACCAUUAAUGUCUUUAAAAGUGGAAUAAUUGUCACAUCAUCACUCAGUUCCAAUCCUUCUGACUCAUUGAACUCUGACCUGAAUGAAGAAGUACAGCUGGAUGAGCCAACCACUGAAGAGUCUAGAGAUUUUGAAAGGGAAUUUGAACUGAAAUUAGCAUCACUUUUACUUAAAUUGGAUCAUACAUACUUAGUCUCCAGUACAGCUGUCAACGAAUUGCUUGAGGAACUACAACAUCUUAUUGGAACUGUCUCUGUGCCACUUAGUCUAAAAACAAUUAAUCAGGUUUUGGGAGAUAACGAUUGUCAUGUGGAAGCAUCUGUUGUUGAAGAGCUAGCCACUGUUCUUUGUUCUUCACAUCCAAUUCAAAAAGCAAUAGUGAAACAAGGCCCAUUGUCUACUUCUUCGAAGCGCAAAUCGUAUUAUAGAAGAGAAUUUGGUGUAGUGUCACCAGUGGAAUAUAUUCUUGAUAAAAGGAACAAAAAAUCAUUACAGUAUGUAUCCGUGCUGAAAAUAUUGCAGCAGAUUCUAAAUUCAGAUUCUAUCUUGAUAAAGACUGCCAAUUUGAAAGGGAAACAUCAGUCACCCGAGAGUGAUAAAGCAGUUUACAGUUGUCCCUUUGAUGGUGAAUUUUUCAGAAACAGCACACUUCUGUCUAAAGACUGUGCAAUUUUACUUAACCUUUAUAUUGAUAAUUUAGAAAUAUGUAAUCCCAUUGGGACAUCACGACGAAAACAUAAAAUCUGUGCCCUCUAUUGGACUUUAGGUAAUCUGUCCCCCGGUUGUCAAUCUUCACUGUCAUCGAUACACUUGGCUCUUCUAGUCAGAAGUAAUGAUUUGAAGGUGUAUGGCGAGCCUCUCAUUUGUGAUUUAAUUUCCUUGGAUCAACACGGUGUGUUUUUGCCAAAGUUAGGGAAAUGUGUUAAGGGAAUGGUACAGUGUGUUAUAGCCGACAAUCUUGGAGCCCACAGCAUCGCUGGAUUUCUUGAGAGUUUUUCAAGUGGUCAUGUAUGCCGAUUUUGUACAGCUUCCAAAUCAGAAAUUCAAACUGAGCAAGUAGACAGUGGAGCUUUUACAUCAAGAACAGAAGACCUUCACUCAGACCAUCUCAAAACCAUUGAGGAACAAUCUCUGAACAAUUUCUGUGGUGUCAAGAGGAGAUGUGUCCUCUCUGAGAAACUCAGUCAUUUCAAAGUUACUACCGGUUUCCCUCCAGAUCUGUGCCAUUGA